AUGGAAUCGCACAAAGUAACAUUGUACUCUCCGCUGACGCCAUUUUUCGCCGAUCAGAGUCACCCGACAUCCAAGAAGGGGGAGAAGGUCAUGUUCGGCCAAAAUGGAUGGCUUGAGCGAACCGGGGAAACUCCAGAGAAGAAAAGAGAUGUACAAAAGAGGAGUAUUUUCGAGAUUGUGAAGAAAAUCGCGAAGGAAAUGCUCAACAAUGGUCGCCUUGACGUCGCCAAGCUGAAAAAAAUUUCCGAUGCUUGGACCCAGAAAGGGCGACCUAAGGUGGUAGGCUUUCGCUUUGAUUUGGAAACUCAAAUCGAGCUCAUCCGUCUCCAUAUUCACGAGUUCCGGUUUUACGGACAACGCCAAAACAGCCAAGCCGAAAUCAGCGGACUCCUUCAUACGAUGAAGGUCAACGCUAGGGCUAUGGGUGUCCGCACUUACUGCCAGCCAGAUGUGGUGAUUGCCAAACAGCUCGUUGAGGCUCAAUCUUUCUUUGACCUUCUCGGCGUUCCCGAAGUCCAGCAUAUCGCUCUACAGCACGUGGCGCAAUUUUUCAAAGUCAUCGUCGAGAGGGAGCAGCACAAGGCCAACCGUCCGGGAAAUGACGAGAGCCUAGCUGUUCCCGAUAUAGUCAACGCCCAGUGGGAGGGUCCUUCGAAGGAAAUCUCGAAAAGUCGCCGGUAA
Molecule: messenger RNA, 681 nt
Organism: Scedosporium apiospermum
Lineage: Eukaryota; Fungi; Ascomycota; Sordariomycetes; Microascales; Microascaceae
Exons: 2
Coding region: 1-681 (226 amino acids)
Source: RefSeq, a predicted model, not a curated record